Molecule: messenger RNA, 1413 nt
Organism: Sporisorium graminicola
Lineage: Eukaryota; Fungi; Basidiomycota; Ustilaginomycetes; Ustilaginales; Ustilaginaceae
Exons: 2
Coding region: 1-1413 (470 amino acids)
Molecular function (GO): phosphatidylinositol binding; ubiquitin binding; metal ion binding
Source: RefSeq, a predicted model, not a curated record
AUGUCGGCUCUCUGGUCUGCAUGGGGCUCCGACGCCUUCACCGAGCAGGUCGAAAAGGCCACCUCGGAACUGCUCCCCGUCGGAUCCGAGGACAUUGCGCUCAACCUCGAAAUCUGCGAUCAGGUGCGAGCCAAGCAAGUCCCUGCCAAGCAGGCCAUGCAGGUGCUCAAGCGUCGUGUCAGCCACAAGAACCCCAACGUCGUCCUCCUCGCCCUCGGUCUCACCGACAUCUGCAUCAAGAAUGGCGGCGACCACUUCCUCCAAGAAGUCGCAUCGCGCGAGUUUAUGGACAACCUCGUCUCGGUGCUCCGCAAUCCUGCCGGCGUCAACAACGACGUCAAGGCCAAGGCGCUCGGCCUCAUCCAGAACUGGUCCCAGAUCGCACAAGCAAAGCCAGCGCACAUGAGCUACAUCACCGACAUCUACAACCAGCUCAAGGCCGACUCCAAGUUCGACUUCCCGCCCCUCGAUCCCAACGCCGUCGCUUCCGCCGCCCUCGUCGAAACCUUGACCGCCCCGGAAUGGGUCGACGGCGAAGUGUGCAUGCGGUGCCGCACCGCCUUCACCACCUUCAACCGCAAACACCACUGCCGCAACUGCGGCAACGUCUUUUGCCAGCAGUGCUCCAGUCACAACUUGGCACUGCCCUGGUUCGGCAUCGGACAAGACGUGCGUGUCUGCGACGGCUGCUACGCCCGAAAAGGCCCGCCCAAGAACGCCGCCAAGCUGUCUCGCUCCAAAAGCGCCAGGGACGCAUCUCCUUCUUCCUCGAGCAAGCACGUCCCCUCGGGUCGCGGAGCAUCGUCCUCGUCGUCUCUCCAGCGCUCCGCGACGUCCGGCGGCAAGUCCAAGCGCAGCGCCCGCCAAAAAGAAGAGGAGGAUCUCGCCCUUGCCAUCAAGCUCUCUCUGGAAUCUUCGGGUCAGGGCGCAGCACAGGGCUCGAGACCAGAGCCAUUUGGAACGCCAAGUCAGCCCUCUGCUGCCCCGUCGAGCGCGCAGCGAGCACCCAACGGCCGCGUGCUCGAAGGCACCGACGCAGAUGACGAUCCGGACUUGGCAGCAGCCAUCGCCGCAAGCCUGCGAGACUGGGCUCCUCCACAGCCGAGUGCUCCCGAUGGUCUUGGAGAUGCUGGUGGUGCUGCAGCAACAACGUCUGGCGUUUCAGCUGCUGGUAUGCACGCCACCGACCUGGCGCAGUCAAACUUGCCGCUACCCCCCUCGCUCGACUUGGCACCUCAGGACGUGGACAAUAUUCUCACCUUUACCCAAAGUAUCCGAGCGCAGCACGCACACAACCAGGCAAAUGGAAUGGUCGGUGCCCCCGUUCCGCCACCCGUGCAAGCCCUAUACGAGAAAGCAUCGUCGGCAAGACCGCCUAUCCGAGGCGGUGCGUCUAUACGACCGUCUGCUUGA